Molecule: messenger RNA, 2752 nt
Organism: Paramecium sonneborni
Lineage: Eukaryota; Ciliophora; Oligohymenophorea; Peniculida; Parameciidae
Source: the annotation of a GenBank genome assembly
AUAAAAUGGGUGAUGAUAUAUUAAGCAAGAGUAAUAUGAUGGAAUUUGGAGAAGUAAAUUUUUGAAUUAUUUUUUUCAUAUAGGAUAUAGAUUAAUAGUUAUAUGAUAGAUGCGAGUAAUUUUGUUAGAAAUUGAGACGCACAAAUUAAUAACUUUAUAAGUUGUAUUUUAAUAAAAAUAUAGGCAAUUUUCAAAUAUAGUUAGUUAAAAUUCUCGUACAGGAAAAGAAUAAUUGGAGUAAAUGUUAAGUGAAGAACCAGAACUAUUAAAAGAGGUAAAUAAUUUAUUGGAAGAUGAUGUAAAAUUUAAGACACAAAAAGAAAAAUUGAGUGAAUUUGUUAAUAAUGAAGUAAAUUAAAGCAAAGCAAUGGAAUCAAUAUUAAAAUAAAUAUAGAAUGGAUAUUUGGAUGGUCAUUAGAAUAAAGAUCAUAUAUUAGAUUUAUUUAGCAAUGAUCCUUAAUUAUAAUAGUAAUUCUUACAGAGUUUAAAAAAAAAGCAUGAAUUGAAUGCUCCAAAAAAGAAGAUUGAAGAGAAUAGAAAUUAUUUUUAAAAAUUAUUAGAUAAAAGUGGAAUAGCUUUUAUUGAUAUGGUAAAGUUUGAUUAAUGAAAAUAGAAUGAAUUAUUAUUUUGGGAUAGAUUUCGUAUGAGAGUGAUCCAACAAUUUCCAAAUGAUUAUUAACAAUUUAUGAAUGAAUUUUUAAAGGUGAUCCAUUUGUAUUCUGAAUGUAUAAUAACUUAAAUGGAAGUUAUGGAAUUAAUUAAUUAAUAAAAUUGGUUAGAGAGAGAUUAUAUAGAUGAUAUAAGAUCAAUGUUAACAACCAGAGUUAUUGCAAGGAGAAUAUAAACUCAAUUAUUUAAACCAUUAAAAGAUACUGAUUUUGCUUAAGUGGAUAGAGUUACUAGAUCAUAUGUUAGAAUGCCUAUUGGAUAUGCUCAAGCUAAUAAUAAUUCAGAAAUUCUAAAUCACUUAUGGGUUUCAGUUCCAUUUGGCUCUGAAGAUCAAUCAUUCUUAAUUAUGAGAAAAAACACUUUUGAAGAACAACUCUUUAAAAGUGAAGAUGAAAGAUUUGAAUAUGAUGUUUAUAUUUAAUAAACUAAAAGAACUAUUAAUUUGCUUUAAGAAAUUAUUGAUGGAACUAAAGAUGAAUAAGCACUUGUUAAAAAAGUUAUUGAUAUGAGAAUAUUGUAAUAAUUAUAUAGGAAUUAAACACAAGAUCAAAAUGAAAUAUUACAACUAUUUUCUAAUAAACCUAUAGAAAGUGCCAAGAUAUUAAUUAAAAGAGUCAAAUCUAAAUUAAAUGAAUUAGUAUAAGCACGCAAUACUAAAGCUAAGUAAAUUUGGGAAACUGUUUCUAUUAUGAAUUUUCAUAAAUCUUUAGAUCAUAGAUCUUUUUAUUUCAAAAAAAAUGAUAAAUUAGUUAUCAAUGGAUAAAGAUUUGUCAGAGAAAUUGAAGAAUAUGCUAAGAAUGUACUUAUUAAAUUCUUAGGAACUAAGGAUCAUGUAUUUGUAAAAAGAAAAACAGAUACUAUUUAAUUCACUUUUGAUGAUCAUUUUCUAAAUUCCUUAGCUUAAAUGACUAAUAUUAAACCAUUUCUUCCUAAAAUUAUGCCAUUAGCUACUCCAACCAAAGAAAAUAUUCGUUUUUGUCCACUUAUUUCUCUUUGGAUGGGGAAUGAACAGAUACUCUAAGAAUGUGGAUAAUUUAUAAUUCAUUAUUUUUAAAUUAUGGGAGGAAAUAAUUUAUUAGAUAAAAGAAAUGGUACAUCCUUUAUGAUAAAAAUAAUAAAUCACUUUUUUUAAGUUCCAAUGAAACCUAUGUAAAUAUCUGAAUUAACAUUAAAUGAUACUAAAUUAAGAAAUGAAAUAGCUAAUUUAGAAAUAUACGAUAUACACUAUAAUCCUGAAGAAACAACGGUAUAAAUUCCUGAAAUUGAGAAUGAACCUCCUGGUGCAUUUUUAAAUUUGAAACCUCGAGUAAAGUAAACAACUUAUGUAACUUAAAAUUUGUACAUUUUAUUGAGAUUUUUACACACAAUAUAUUAAAGAUUGGAGAUGGGAUACAUCAUAAGUAAAUAGAACAAUUUAGGAAAGGAUAAGAGAUAUAAUUUAUUUAAAUCUGCUUUGUUUCUUUCAUUAAAAGCAAAAGAUUUUAAAUAUGAAGAUCAUUUAAGAAGUUUAUUUGGGAAGCAUGUAAAAUAAAUGAAUAAUGAUAGGGAUUUAUAUUUUCAACAUUAGAAAAGGUGCUUCAUGAUGCUGCAAAAUAAUUAGCAAUAUGUGUAUCAGAUGGAGUGACAAUAGGAUAUUUUGAGAAAGCAAUAGAAUAGAGUGGAGAUAUUGAUAAAUACUUUUAGGUGGUAUCAGGAAUAGUAAAUGGUGAUGGGAUAAAGAUAUGUGAUUUAGAAGGGGAAGUGUAUUAUUAAUUUGAGAUAAUGAAAGAAGAAGAGAUGUUAUUACGAUUACAUGAUACACUACAAAAAUAUAAAGCAGAGAAGAAACCUUUAUAUAGAGUAAUAGAUUGAUUAAAUAUAGAUUGCAUGUUGGCAUAAAGCAUGUUUUAUAUCAAUAUUACCAGGAUAUGGAGGUUAUAGUCAAGAAAAAUGUACAUAUUGGAAAUAACCAUUUUUAAUGAGAAAUAUGAUGAGAGGAGAGAGAAGAAUGAUGGUAAGGAAUAGUAUUGAAUGGAUGGUAAAUGAAGAGUGUCAUUUUAAACCAAUAAUAAAUAGAGGAGAAGAUUAUUUAAAAUGUGUAUGA